This is a messenger RNA of Physeter macrocephalus (sperm whale), 2194 nucleotides long. RefSeq names its product phosphatidylinositol 3,4,5-trisphosphate 3-phosphatase TPTE2-like. The transcript is spliced from 22 exons. Gene Ontology annotation, cellular component: cell projection; plasma membrane; cytosol. Lineage: Eukaryota; Metazoa; Chordata; Mammalia; Artiodactyla; Physeteridae. The record is from RefSeq and is a predicted model, not a curated record. Gene Ontology annotation, biological process: phosphatidylinositol dephosphorylation; cell motility; regulation of phosphatidylinositol 3-kinase/protein kinase B signal transduction. Gene Ontology annotation, molecular function: protein tyrosine phosphatase activity; phosphatidylinositol-3,4,5-trisphosphate 3-phosphatase activity. Bases 383 to 2032 code for a protein of 549 amino acids.
AUGGCUGAGAACAUUUACAUUCCAUUCUGUAACCACAGUUAAGUCCUGUACAGUUUGUCCCUAGGUGAGAGUCUGUUAGAGUGUAAUAGACAGUAACAAUAAACAGCAUUAACGCAAACUUUCCUUCACAGCAGAGACAAGAAGUGUGUUUCCUUCUCUGUAGUCGGUGUCACAACCCCGUGCUGCUCAGUUGCUCAGAAUCGUGACUAAAACUCUCUUUCUUUAGCAAUACUUUUGGGCGAGUAAGUUUCCUCUUGGCAUGAUCUCUAUUGAAGCAGCUUCUGACCCCUAACAAGCUGGGAACAAUCCUCCAGUCCUGUAUCAUUCUGCUUUAAAUUGGAAACUUGAACUGCAGAGGUGAAUUACCUGCAAUUAUCAUUUCAUGACUGUUUUUAAGAUUCCCCCUUUCAACAUCUGCUGCAUGCGGUCUGCGGAAGUAAAGGAAGUCAAGCACUGUGGGAAAUUUAAUACAUGUCAGCACAAAUCUGAGACGGACUCAUUUGGCAGGAAGAACAAAUUCACACACCAGAGUAAACAGAGAAUGAGAGUUAUGGAUGCCUCUUUAGGCUCCUCUGACAACGUUGACAAGAGAAAUGACCCAUAUGAAUUGACAUCAGGAAUCCAUGACGGUGCCACCUAUGAAAGCACUGCCCCGAAUGAAUUGACAUCAGAAACCUAUAAGGAUGGCAACAAUGAAACCACUGCCCCGAGUGAAUGGACAGCAGCGUCCUCUGAAGGACUCUCCAAUGCAAACAGCAAGAUUAAGAGAAUUGUGUACUUGAUUGUAUCAUCCUUCACUUUCAGAAUAUUUGGAAUUCUGCUGAUCUUUGUGGAUGUGUCGCUCAUCAUUACAGACAUAGUUGUCUCUGAUAGCACGAUGUAUAUUCCUUUGGAAUAUCGUUCAGUUUCUUUAGCUAUUGCUUUAUUUUUUUUCAUGGAUGUUUUUCUUCGAGUAUUUAUAGAAGGGUUGACAACUAUUUUACGACCUCUACGACUUAUCAUUCUGAUAAGAGUUUUUCAUCUGGCUCAUCAAAAAAGACAUCUUGAAAUGCUGACCAGGAGGAUGGUUUCAGGAAACAAACGGCGAUACAAGAAGGAUGGAUUUGACUUAGACCUCACUUACAUUACUGAGCGUAUUAUUGCCAUGUCAUUCCCAUCUUCUGGAAAGCAGUCUUUCUAUAGGAAUCCUAUUAAGGAAGUUGUACGGUUCCUGGAUACCAAGCAUCAAAACCACUACCGAGUCUACAAUCUCUGCAGUGAAAGAGCUUAUGAUGCUAAGUACUUCCAUGAUAGGGUCCGUCGAUACAUGAUUGACGAUCACAAUGUUCCCUCUUUGAGUGAGAUGGUGGCGUUCUCCAAGGAAGUAAAAGAGUGGAUGGCUCAAGAUGAGGAAAACAUCACAGUGAUUCACUGUAAGGGGGGCAAAGGAAGAACUGGAACUAUGAUCUGUGCCUACCUUCUUGCCAGUGAAAUAUUUGCCACUGCAGAGGACAGCCUUUAUUAUUUUGGAGAACGACGAACAGAUAAAUCCACCAGCAGUAAAUUUCAGGGAAUAGAAACUCCUUCUCAGAACAGAUUUGUUGGAUAUUUUGCAAUGGUGAAAAAUACCUACAAUUUGACUCUGCCUCCAAUGAAAAAACUCACGAUGAAAAAAAUCAUUAUUUAUUCAAUUCGUGGCAAUGGAAAUGAUCUAAAAGUACAAAUAAUAAUGCAACGAAAGCCUGUCUUUUUCUGUUCUGCUUCCAAAAACUGUAGGAUAGUUCAUGAUGCUGAAACAGACAGAGUAAUAAUCAAUCUAUCCAACUGUCCACCUCUGUAUGAUGAGGUGAAAGUGAAAUUUCUCUCUUCUUCGGAUCUUCCUAAAUACUAUGACGACUGUCCAUUUUUCUUUUGGUUCCAUACAUCUUUUAUACAAAAUAACAGGCUUUAUCUUUCAAGAAGUGAACUGGAUAAUCCCCACAAACCAAAAGCAUGGAAAAUUUACCAUCCAGAGUUUGCAGUCGAGGUGUAUUUUGAUGAUGUUAAGUUGUAGCUGGUAUCUGAUUUAGUUCCCCUUCUAGGCUAGAAUCAUGUUCUUCCCAAUCCUUGCUACUAUUUAUAUCUUUUAAACCUACUUCCUUGCUGAUAUAUUUACAUGUAUAUACAUACGUUCUUGAGAACUGUAUUAAAUAUAUACAAGGGAGAAUGUCAAUGG